AUGGCAAAGAAAAAAGUUAAACUAAAUGAAAACGACUGUAAGAACACAUUAAGUUCGCAGAAAAAGCCAAAACAACCGAAAACUGUGCUAAUUAAUAACGUCACCGACUAUUGGCCGGCAUUAAAUGAGCAAAAAGUGACGGAAUUACAUAAAAUCUUAGAAAGCUUUACAAGCCACAAAUCAAACGAGAAGGAAAUCUCAAUCGGAUUAGAAUCAGCAAUUAGGAAUGUCAAGAACAAAACAGUCAGAGUUCUCUUUAUAGCUGACGAAAUAUCGCCACAAUGGUUUGGAAAGCAUUUAAUAGCUAUGAGUUUAACAAUAGAUCCAGAAACGAAGAUUCUAAUUGUGCCAAAAUUAAAGGAAAUGACAAAAAAGCUAUUAAAUGUACCAUCAAUCAUUUGGUGUAUCAAAAAAGAAGUUCCUUCUAUUAAUGCAUUUUAUAGCAGUCUAAGUAUACACGAGGAACUAAAGAAACACUAUUACACAGUUCGACCUAACAAAGAUGUGUCGAUUACUAGAAAAAAGAUAAUCAAGGAAGUAAAGGAAGUUCCAAUAGUUUAUCUUAAAAAGUCAUCAGAUUCUGUUCCUGCAUUUAGAUCUACAGCAGAUAAAAUGGAAUUUGAGGAUUCUCUGGACUUUAUUUCCUUAGCUAAAUACGAUGAUCCAGCUUUAGUUAAUAAGAAGUCACCAUUCCCAUCUUAUAGACCACUGAAAGUCAAGAAAGUCAUUGGAAAUAAAGACAGAGAGUCCAAAAAUUCAUGAUAAUAAAAGAAUUGUAU
Molecule: messenger RNA, 779 nt
Organism: Chironomus riparius
Lineage: Eukaryota; Metazoa; Arthropoda; Insecta; Diptera; Chironomidae
Source: the annotation of a GenBank genome assembly